AUGGAGACUUCAUGGAUUAUGAAUGUGUUGGGUUUUGCUGAGAAAAUAAGAAGUGCAACUCAGUCGUUCACCCUCCGAUUUGGUGAACUUUUUGCAAAACCACAUAUCAAAUGCACCAACUGCAACUGCGACAUUGAUAUUAGUAAUGUUUCUUUGGUGUGGCCAGCACUUCCUGCUGGUGUCAAAUUUGAUCCCACGGAUCUGGAACUUCUGCAGCAUCUGCAAGGAAAAUCCAGCCAGCCAAAUUCAGUGCCCCAUACGCUUAUUGAUGAAUUUAUACCUACUAUAAAAGAGGAGGAGGGAAUUUGCUAUACACAUCCCAAAAAUCUGCCUGGUAUGAAGAUGGAUGGUAGCUGCCUCCAUUUCUUUAAUAGAGUAUUAAACGCAUAUGACACCGGUAAGCGCAAGCGUCGAAGGAUUAUUGCCACCGGCGACAUUUGUGACGGUGUUGCUAAUGGGAACAGCAGGUGGCAUAAGACCGGAUCAUCCAAACCCGUAUUGGACGAGAAUGGUGUGAGAAAAGGCUGGAAGAAGAUCUUAGUUCUUUAUAAAGCUCCAAAGAAAGUUGGUGGCAAGCCAGAAAGAAAGAAUUGGGUGAUGCAUCAGUACCAUCUUGGUGUAAACGAAGAUGAAACUAAUGGGGAAUUUGUAGUCUGUAAAGUAUUCUACCAAUCGCCAUUGAAGAAAAAUGACAAGUCUAAAACAGAUGUUGCAGUUGAAUCUGAUGCAUCUGUUGCAAAAAUCAAUCCUAGGACCCCAAUGACAAAUCCUCCCCAGCCCCGUCGGCUGAACAACAGCCCAUGCAACACUGAGCAGUAUACCCCCAUUCAGGAGGAUCAGGGGGAAGAAGAGUGUGGCACAUCUAAGAUGAAGGUUGAAGCAGCUGAAUGCUCUGCGUGCUUUGCUGAAUUAUCACCAGCUGAGCCUACCUCGCAUGAACUCCAGAGGACCCCAAUGACAGAUCCUCCCCAGCCCCAUCGCCUGAACAACAGCCCAUGUAACACCGAGCAGCAUAUCCACAUUCAGGUGGAUCAGGGGGAAGAAGAAUGUAGCACAUCCAAGGUGAAGGUUGAAGCAGCGGAAUGCUCUGCAUGCGUUGCUGAAUUAUCACCAGCUAUUCCUACCUCGGACGAACCCAUGCAGCCUACGGAUGCCCUGGACGCAGGACUUGACGCAUCUCUUCCCGUCAAUGGUCCUAACAUGGACCUGUUUGAUGAGUUGCCUGACCUGGAUAAUACUCUUCCAUUCACUGGAACACCUUCAGGUGGUGGCAUCAGUUUAGAUGACAUCUUCGGACCACAGGAUGAUAGCCUUGGGGCCUGGCUGGAUGGCUUCCUCUGA
This is a messenger RNA of Miscanthus lutarioriparius, 1341 nucleotides long. The record is from the annotation of a GenBank genome assembly. Lineage: Eukaryota; Viridiplantae; Streptophyta; Magnoliopsida; Poales; Poaceae.